Messenger RNA from Striga hermonthica, 1050 nucleotides. The record is from the annotation of a GenBank genome assembly. Lineage: Eukaryota; Viridiplantae; Streptophyta; Magnoliopsida; Lamiales; Orobanchaceae.
AUGAGGAGCGUGGUGACGUGGACGGUGAUGGUCAGUGGGUAUGCUGCCAACGGGGAGAUGGAGGCUGCCCGGGAUGUGUUUGAGAAAAUGCCCAAGAGGAAUUUCUACGUGUGGUCGGUUUUGAUCAUGGGGUAUUUCAGGGCAGGAGAUUUUGUAAAGGCUCGACAGGUUUUCGAUGAUGCAGGGUCAUGGAAUGUCGUGGUUUGGAACUCGUUGAUUUCAGGAUACGCGCAGAAUGGGAUGUGUGAGGAGGUUUUUGAUGCUUUUCGGAAAAUGCGGGAAGAAGGGUUCAAGCCUGACGAGGUCACAUUGGCCAGUGUUUUGUCUGCUUGUGCUCAGUCGGGGAGAUUGGAUAUUGGGAGAGAGAUUCACAGGAUUAUUUACGUAAAUAGGAUUGAGAUGAACGAGUUCAUUUUGAAUGGAUUGGUUGACAUGUACGCAAAAUGCGGGGACUUGGAAAACGCGAGAUCAAUCUUUCACGAGGUACCAAGGAGAAAUACAUCAACUUGGAAUAGUUUGAUCACAGGAUAUGCCAUUCACGGGAGAAGUCGGGAGGCGGUUGAAAUUUUUGGGACAAUGGAGGGCUCGGGCGAAAAACCUGACUCCGUGACUUUUCUCUCCGUUUUAUCGGCUUGCGCGCAUGGAGGUUUUCUGGAUGUGGGCUUGGAAUCUUUCUCCAAGAUGAAGAUAUAUGGUUUGAAACCGAACAUGAAGCAUUAUGGUUGUCUGGUUGAUCUUUUGGGUCGAGCUGGUAGACUUCAGGAUGCUUUUGAGGUCAUCAAGGGUAUGCCUAUGACCCCAAAUGAUAAGGUUCUAGGGGCUAUGCUCGGUGCAUGUCGGAUAUAUUCGGAUGCAACUAUGGCAGCGAAUGUGAUGGAAUUGGUUGGCAAGUUGAAGACCAAAUAUGGUUUGGCUAAUGAUAAGCAUUAUGUGCUCUUGUCGAGCAUGUAUGCAGAGUCUGAAAGAUGGGCAAUGUCAGAAGGGGCUCGUGUCGUGUUUCAUUCUACGGGGGCUGAGAAAACACCGGGACAUAGUGCACUUGUUAUUUGA